CGGUCACCGGCGAGGCAGCCUGCGUGGGAUGCUCACCUUACCUCGCCUUGCACUGCCUCUGUGUCGCUUCUUCUUCUUCUUCUUCCGGACCACCUUAAGCACUUUACCCGGCGGCGGGGGCAAAGCGGCCUCCAAGUGUCAGAUGACCGAGGCCAGGGGCGCAGGCCUGUUCCCCGCAACGCCGGUGAGACUUUGCCUUCGGUCUUCACCACGGCGUGCUAAGGCGCCGGUCUGGGGCAACCACUUCCACCGAGCUGACCGAAGUGGAAUGGGAUACUUAUACAAGGACUCAAGUGUGUGGUUCUCGUCUAGUUCUUCCCCCUCUCUUGCUCCUGUCAACUACGAUCUCUGCAUCUUCACACGCAAGCUCAGUGGUCGCAUCCCACAUCUCGCAGCAGCCGUCACACAUUACCACGACUUCCUCUGCACGCAAUCAUAGACUAGACUCAACAUGGCACCCACCGCACUCGUCGACUCUUACCCACCCGUCAGCCACGACUUCAAUGCUGGCGACUUGACUCCUAUCCAGAGCAAGAAGUUGCCCUCUGCUGCCCCCCUCUCGCCCAAUGCUGGCGCAGAGAUGGAUGCAGUCAGCGAUGCCGUCGACACGAUCAAUGCCUAUCUCGGCGAGCACCCUGACGCUCCUCGCCCAAAGAAUGUCGAAGAGGCAGAGGACGACUCGUGGAAGACUUCUGGUUCCAAAUUCGAUGCUGAAAAGGACAAGGAUCAAUUCCGAAACUAUGAAGAUGCAAUGGACUCGGUCAAGAACUUCUAUGCCGAGCAACACGCACGUCAGACUGUCGAGUACAAUAUUGCCAUGAGGGAAAAGUAUCUGGGCAAGGACAGAGAGGUCAAUGCACGCAUGACCAUCUGGGAGGCCAUUGACAAGCUCGAUGAACUCGUCGAUGAGUCCGACCCGGACACUUCCCUCACUCAAAGCCAACAUCUCCUGCAGACUGCCGAGGCAAUGAGGCGCGACGGCAAGCCUGACUGGAUGCAACUCACCGGUCUCCUUCACGACUUGGGCAAGCUCCUCGUCUUCUUCGGUGCAAAGGGACAAUGGGACGUCGUCGGCGACACAUUCGUCGUUGGUGCUGCCUUUGCUCCUGAAAACGUCUACCCCUCUACCUUUGAGCAAAACCCCGACUCGGUCGAUCCCCAGUACAAUACUGAGCUGGGAAUGUACGAGCGCGGUUGUGGACUAGAAAAGGUGAUGCUCUCGUGGGGUCACGAUGAGUACAUGUAUCACAUCCUCAAGAGUCAGAGCACUAUUCCAAAGGCAGGACUGGACAUGGUACGCUACCACUCCUUCUACCCAUGGCACCGUGGAGGCGCCUACCGACAAUUCCACAAGGCUGACGGAUCGGAUGAGGACGCUCUACAGGCUACAUUGGCCUUCAAUGCUUAUGAUCUGUACUCGAAGAGCGAUGAGCCACCUCAGAUGGAGGAGCUAAGGGACUACUACAGUGCACUCAUCGACAAGUACGUUCCUGGGGUCAUUGAGUGGUAGAGAGUAGAAGCAAAAGACCAGUUUCGUAGCAUCAUCGUUCCGUGAUCCCUCUUCUCCAUAUUUUCUUUACUUCUGUAUCGUCACGCUCCCUCGUUUCGUGAUAUGCCCUCUGACUCCUUGGCCCUUGAUUCGUUCGUCCCUGUACUUAGUUCUUUCAUCCUUAUACCUCCGGCUACAUUCGUAUCUGUUCCGACGUCU
Messenger RNA from Microstroma glucosiphilum, 1708 nucleotides. RefSeq names its product putative myo-inositol oxygenase. The transcript has a single exon. NCBI's taxonomy places the organism in Eukaryota, Fungi, Basidiomycota, Exobasidiomycetes, Microstromatales, Microstromataceae. Gene Ontology annotation, molecular function: iron ion binding; inositol oxygenase activity. Gene Ontology annotation, biological process: inositol catabolic process. Gene Ontology annotation, cellular component: cytoplasm. The coding region runs from base 452 to 1510 and encodes 352 amino acids. The record is from RefSeq and is a predicted model, not a curated record.